This is a messenger RNA of Penicillium expansum, 993 nucleotides long. RefSeq lists its product as uncharacterized. Lineage: Eukaryota; Fungi; Ascomycota; Eurotiomycetes; Eurotiales; Aspergillaceae. The transcript has a single exon. The record is from RefSeq and is a predicted model, not a curated record. The coding region runs from base 1 to 993 and encodes 330 amino acids.
AUGGAAAUUCUGAAGCCUCCCAGACCUCCCAUCAGCAUGGAUCCUAGCCCAGUCUCUCCAAUGUCACACAACCUCCCCAGUCCAAAGUCCAGUGGAUUUAAGUCCUGGGGGUCGUUGAACAGGAGUGCCAGGCCCUCUCAGCCAUCCAUGAACGGCAGCAUGCUGACCAUCGACGAGUCCAUCGUUGCGAACGACCGACAACGAGCCCAGCAUGACAUGGAAAUGCUGUACGCGGCAGUCAUGGAACAUGACGCCCAAAAGGCUUCUGGAGUUGAUCAGUCCGUCCGUGAACAAGAUUUCCAAGCACAAUCACCAGACAGUCCUCUUACAAACCCAUUCACUGACCGCGGCUCCCACGUCUCGGAUACCUCAUUGGCACCAUUGGCACCAUUGAAAUCCCCUACUAAGGGAUUCAACAGCUCCCGCUUAUCCAAGCUCUUCAACUCAGGGUCCCGUGCCAAUCCAGAUCCAAGCAAAGUGCGCUCGCCGCGUCUGGCUAUCCGCAACAUGCCCAUCUCCUCUCCACUAGCUUCCCCAGCAGUGGUCACGCCCAAGGCUUAUAUACCCGAGAAUCCUCCUCUUUCCCCGAGGAUUUAUAACCCCGGUCCUCCUCCAGUGGUGCCGCGGCUACAGGCGAGCGAGGCAAUCAGGCCGGCUCCGGGGCGUGCCCGUCCACCCGCGCCUCUAACACUAUCUACUCACUCGCCUUCUUCAUCAAUUCCGUCAAAUCUACCGUUCCGUGAGGCGUACCCGCCGCAAAGUGCCCCCGCUACCAAGACCACUAUUUUGGAACGGCCGAUAAAGAACCGGGCGGGUCCUGUCACGGGCAUGGCUACGCCAUAUAGUCCGUACAUGCCGUUUACUCCCGUGACGCCCUUUACCCCCGGGCGCACGGUGACAAAGCGACAACGGAAGCGGGAGGAGCGUGGGAAUGGACUCCAAGUAUUGAACGAAGAUGAUUUGGUCAAGGAUGAUGAUGAUAUCUGGGGAUGA